AAAUGCGUAGCCUUCUAAAAUACAGAGAAUACUACAUACAGAUAUGGCUGGAGGCUAUUAGAAGAGCAUAGAGCCAGUAACGUUAGCUGGGAUAGUAGUUGGUUGCCGGCAGUGCCAUACGACGUUUCAAAGUGAUACAAAUUAUCUGUUAGCGACAACACCCGUAGUACUUUAAACUACUUUCUAGUGUGAUCAAGUCUUGGUAUAUUCAUAUCGCCUACUUGACAGGUGUGGUUUAUAGUGUAAAACUUCGGCAGGAAUGGUGCAGAACACCAUGGCCAGACGAGAAUGCGAAGUAGGAGUUAAUGAUGACUCUCCGCUUGCUCAGUUGGCAACAGCUAGUGCAGCACUCACACGGUCCCUUACUACGAGUGCUGUUUACAUCAAUCCUAGGCUGGUUACCGGGGAAGCGGUAGGGCCAUCUCUCAGAAGUACUCGCUCAUUCCGCGAGGGCCCUGUCGAGUCUCGUAGAAUAACUACUAGUGGGAAAUUGGACGCACUCGAGCAGUCAGAAUGCGACCUAUUUGAGUCACUUUUGCCGAAGGCCCCGGCAACGACGAGUGCUCCAACAUCUCCUGUGACUUCUAGUGCAGUUAAAAAAAGGUCAUCCAAGUCUACCCAGAGGCCUGUGAGCGUGUUGGUGGAUAAUUCUGCUCACAAUCUCAUACACACACAAGCGCCGUCUGCAACUAGUUUGCUUCUAAGGUUAAGUGCGGCGGGCCAGUCGAUGGUGGGCGGAGACGAUGCGAAGAACAACUACGCGAAUCAGCUUCUUUUUAUUCUGAAAUAUCGAAACAGUAGCGAUGCGCGAGAUUUCUUUAGUUUUUUGAGGGCUGAGCAUAGUGAGGAAAUCCUGCUUUUCUUUUGGAAGUGUGAGGAUUGGAAAGAGCACUACGAUAAGGUCUGCAAAGGCAAAGACGUUCUGCUGGUAAAACUCUCUGCUAUGGAAAUUUAUGAGAGUUUCGUCGAAGCCGGUUCAGAGUUUGAGAUCAAUCUUGAUGAGAAAGAUAGUCUGUGGAUACGGGAGCAACUUGCACAAGGACUCUUCCCAUCUUAUACUAUAUUUGACGACGCUCAGCAGUGUGCAUACCGUAUGCUAUUAGAAAAUAAGAUUACGCGAUUUGCAGAGUUCAAAAAAGGGCAGAACAAGAUAAAGAGCAACCGGAAGCACAAUUUUAAAUAUACCGGAUUCAAGGCGCAGAAGCCACCCGCAUGCGCGAAGUGUAAAGAUCUGGUAUUUGCCAAUGUAGUGCGAUGUUCUGGGUGUCUCAUUGUGUGCCAUUCAGCAUGCGGGAAGGAGGUGAUGCAGAUGGGUCUGAUAUGCACGGGUGAACCCAUACGCAGGAAUAGCAACAUCUUCGAGGUGCUUCCGGCGACAAACUCAGGGAAGGCGUGUAAUAUCUUGGGAGGUAUCCCUGUAGCUCCUAUAAGCGCACCCAACAAAUUUCAUAGUCAAUUAAUGGGCGAAGAAAAUCGCUCUGCCGUACAACGAUUUGGUAGCGCAGAGGAUCUCCUGUCGACGAAGUCAGAUCCCGCAUCUCCCUCACCAACUACGCCAGUGGAAGGUAUGGCCGACAGCAGAGGCAUGCGAACAUCAAAACUGGCGGCAACCAAUUUCAUCAAUCAGGCAGCGCCGGUGAACGAAGGGAGGGAUUCAUAUAUGAGUGUCCCCGCCGCAAUCGCCAGGCGGGCGUCGUGUAAGCUACUGUCCGAUUCGCUGGACACGUUCAAAGAGGCGGAGCAUGCCCCGUUGAGAAAAGCUCUGUCUAGUUCGUUGGUCAACUAUGACACACCUAAGGAUCUUAUGCGCACUCGCGUACACGCAAAGCCCAGUGAGGACCCCGAGAUGCAGGAUAUAUAUGCACCGGCUAAGGCCGCGAAGUUUUUUGGUGUGAUACCCACUCUCGUACCGGCGAAUUUGGAAGGCAAACCUUUCCAGAUGCUUGGGUCGUACGGAGAAAAUCCUCCUCUACACGCUGGUAGAAAGGCGACGAAAAUACUUGGAAAUAAUGAGGGAUUCAAGCGAGGUGAUUCAUUGACUCGUACGUUAACUACUGGUAUUAAUGGGUUGGAUAUGUAAUUUGGAUAUGACAUUCAAUCAAAUUUUUACUUAGUUGACGGACACGUGCCCAUGAUCGGCAGUGGUCCCCUUGCCGAUUGGAAGACAGUCCACGAAGAUUGGAGCGAGCUGCUCACUUCAAGGAAACAUCGAACACGUGAUACUGUUCAAUUGUCAAGUGCAACUGCUCGAUUCGAAAUUGACUGUUGGGAUUGCAUUCACAAUUUUCAUGAACUCAACAAUUUCCGUCUUUGCGCGGCAUUGGAAAGGUCAGGCAAUUAGCUGUGCGUGCGGAAACACUGAUUAGAAUGCGUUGGCCUUGUACAUAUUGGCCAUGGUAUAUCACAAAUGACUAGCAGUGAUAGAACGCAACAAAUUAAAAAACGGCCAAGCGGGAGUCUGUGUAAGGUCUCGUUCCUGAGUGGCAUACACACCGAAAGCCCUGUAGAGAGUUGGACGAUGGACACGGGUGGGCAUGAAUAGGAUUGAGUAUGUUGACAAGAAAGUGUGGCGCCAACAAUUGUGUCUAACACAUCUUGUUCUACUACGUAGUCGGAACGUACUGGACCUGCAUGGAGCUACAAUGUUCUAAUAUAUAGUGGGUAGUUGCUAUACGAGUGACGAUAUAGAAGAUAGUAUAUUUACUUAUUUGUACUUGGACGGUGCGGGGUACUCUUGUUCUCCGUAUGCGGACAGGUUUAUGGCUCAGAACAUAUUUUAAAAGAAUGAAUACUUCAAAGUGUAUUUAGUAGUAACAAAGAAUAAAACGCAUCAAAUACC
Molecule: messenger RNA, 2839 nt
Organism: Sphaeroforma arctica JP610
Lineage: Eukaryota; Ichthyosporea; Ichthyophonida
Exons: 2
Coding region: 260-2080 (606 amino acids)
Source: RefSeq, a predicted model, not a curated record